CAGCUCUUUGUGUAUCUAAUUCCGUAACACAGAGUGAAUUUUGCGCUUGUGUUUCAGACACGUUAGAUUUGAGUCAAAAGUACCUGGAUGGCAGGCAUAUAGUUUUUGUUCACGGAUCAAGGUCUUCUAUCCAACACGAUGAGCAGAUUUGGUGGUUACAGAUGGAAGCACAAACCUCCCGAUCCUGAUUCCAAAGUAGCAACCAGACAUAAAGAUCGGAGUGACAUGAUUCUUCAAUAUAAAGCAUCAGUCAUUAAUAAAUGUAAGGUUGCAACAGAGCAUAAUCUUCCAUGUGUGGAUCUGGCCACCCGUUACACUGAACCAGUGAUUAUUCAGAGGAGCAAAGAGCAGACUGAGAAAUACUAUCUUGAACAUGUGAGGUCUGUGGAUGCUUCAUCUCAUCUGUUAUCAAAUGACAAGAAUCACAGCAUCAGAAUAGACCAGCUGUUCAGUCCUGACAGUGAUGAAAACACACCGAAAACUGUGAUUCUCAGUGGAGAUUCUGGAAGAGGGAAAUCCUUCACGUUACAGAAGAUCAUGUUGGACUGGGCUUCUGGAGAACUUUACUCUGAAAACUUUGAUGUAAUGUUUCUUUUUAAUUGUGAAGAGCUGAAGUGUAUGUUUGAGGAAAUGAGCUUAUUUGAGCUUUUGAGCUGGAGUUGCAGUUUAACAUUGGAUCAGAUCUCACAGAUACUGAGUAACAACACCAAAGAAAGUCCUUUUCCUCAUUGAUGGGAUUGAUGAAUAUGUAUCUCA
Molecule: messenger RNA, 756 nt
Organism: Carassius auratus (goldfish)
Lineage: Eukaryota; Metazoa; Chordata; Actinopteri; Cypriniformes; Cyprinidae
Product: NACHT, LRR and PYD domains-containing protein 12-like
Exons: 3
Coding region: 139-732 (197 amino acids)
Cellular component (GO): cytoplasm
Source: RefSeq, a predicted model, not a curated record